Molecule: messenger RNA, 12536 nt
Organism: Oryzias melastigma (Indian medaka)
Lineage: Eukaryota; Metazoa; Chordata; Actinopteri; Beloniformes; Adrianichthyidae
Gene: myo16
Product: myosin XVI
Exons: 35
Coding region: 780-6623 (1947 amino acids)
Biological process (GO): phosphatidylinositol 3-kinase/protein kinase B signal transduction; neuron projection morphogenesis; negative regulation of G1/S transition of mitotic cell cycle
Cellular component (GO): nucleoplasm; myosin complex; perinuclear region of cytoplasm
Molecular function (GO): cytoskeletal motor activity; ATP binding; actin filament binding
Source: RefSeq, a predicted model, not a curated record
GUCGCACGCCGCCGCCGCCUGGUCAAAUUAGCGUGCUUGAUCUUGUGUGUUUCCUGUGAAGCCUGUCAGUCAGACAUCUUGAGAUUAGCCAUGAGGCAUGAUGUCAUGAGGAUCGCCCUUCACAUUGCAUCACUGAGUGUCUAUAUUUGUGCCGAGAUUUCUCCUCAAUUUGGUAGCACUUAACCUGCACAGAAAACCCGCACUGCAGCAGCAGCAUUUUCUCUCUGUUCCCUCCAAAUGUGCUUCCUCCCCUCCAUCACUACAUUUCCACCUCUCUAUUACCCAACAUCCUCGUCUUCUGCUCUUUUGCAUUCAUAUAAGCAGAAAGAAUCCUCGCCUCUUUGCCCUUCUGGUGCACAGCAAAAGCAUCAGUAUUCAUCUUUGCGUCUGUGUGUGGGAAAAAAAAAGAAUCAGACCAGCGGGGAGGAGGGGGAGUGAAAGCAUUGCGUCAUGGGGGUGUGUUUGAGCAGGAGGAGGAUGAGCCGGUUAUCAGUCAGUGACGCCAGUCGCACACGUGUGUCGGCGGGGAGGACGUUAGGCAGCGGUAACCUGUCUGAGAGGAAGCUGCAGCUCCCCUCUGCUGACCGUGCAUGAGCUGCAACCAGAGCGGCUGGUGAAUAAUGCAGACGGGGGAAGCUGGUUUGAGUAACAUGCACCAAGCCGGUUUAAUAAUGCAUCGCGCCGGUCACCAGCUCUGCAUUAGUUAGUCUCUCUGGAACCUGUAGCUGCUCUCCACCUGCCUUUCCGUCUGACUGCUGGACUCCCGAUUCACUCAGAAGAUGUCUCACUACCAUUUUAUCAAAUGUUGUUGUUUCCAGCUAUGUAACGUCUUCCGCCAGAACAUGGAGAUAGACCAGUGUCUGCUGGAGUCUCUCCCCACAGGCCAGCGCCAGCGGCUGGUCAGACGGAUGCGCUGCGACCAAAUCAGAGCGUACUACGAGAGAGAGAAGAGCCUCCAGAGGCAGCAGGCUGGAACCAAAGGUCGAGCUCCGGCCGCUCUCUGCAAGAGGAACAGAGUCCGCUUCAGCGCUGCUGACGUUUUACAGGACGCCAUCGUCCAUCAUGAUGGCAAAGAAGUGCUGAGGCUCCUGAAGGAGGGGGCAGACUUCAACACCUCUAUCUCCUCUGAGGGAUCCCUGCUCCACCUGUGCGCCCGCCACGACAAUGUGUUUGCAGCAGAGCUCCUGAUUGAGUGGGGCCUGAAUGUCAACCUGCAGGAUGAAGACCUUUGGACGGCUCUGCACGUUGCGUGUGCGUGUGACCAUGCAGACGCCAUGCUGCUGCUGUUGAUGGCCGGAGCCAACAUUCUGCUGCAGGACGUCAACGGAAACAUUCCUCUGGAUUAUGCCUUCGAGGGAACAGAGACCAGAUACAUCCUCCAAAAAUAUUUGGAAGAAAAUGGUGUAGAUGUGACUUCUUUGCACGCCAUGAAGACACAGAGGCCCAACACCAUGUUGGCUGAUGUGAAGCAGCUCGUAGCCUCAGGGGGGAGCUUGAACCUGCCCAAUGAGGAAGGGGUCACUUUGCUCCACAUUGCGUGUGCCAGCGGUUACCGGGACGUGGUGUCUGCGCUGCUGAAGAACGGAGCGGAUCCUCAUCCUGCUGACGGCAACUUUUGGACCCCCCUCCAUUUGGCGGCCAGAUUUGGACAGACAAGCAUCGUUAACCAGCUGGUGAAGCACGGAGCCGACCCAACUUUACUGAACUGCAACCAAGACAAACCAUCCGAUGUAGCAGUGUCCGAACACAUAGCAACCAUCCUGCUGGACGCUGAGGAGAGCUGGCUGCAGAAGCUGAAUGACCCAUCGGCCCCGGCGCCUCGCAUCGACCACAGCUACGAUGGCGGGUCUUACGACAUCGACACCCCCCUCAAAAGCCUGAACCCUCUGGGUGUCUCCAUUUCGAGGCGGGACAGUUUUCUGGAGAAGUGCACCAUGUUCAGAGAGGCGGGGGGUGGCAUGAGCAGACAGCCCUCUCUGGAUAAUGGCCUGGAUGGCCCCUUCACCUCUGGACCCAGUAAACUGGAGCAGGUCAAGCUGAUGCCUCCAGCUCCAAACGAUGACCUGGCAUCUCUCAGUGAGCUGACGGACAGCAGUCUACUCUACGAGAUGCAGAAACGCUUCAGCAAUGACCAAAUCUACACUUACAUCGGACACAUCCUCCUUCUAAUCAAUCCAAACAAAGAGCUGCCCAUCUAUUCCACUCUGGUGAGUCAGCUGUACCUGAGCUCCACGGGGCGUCUCUGCUCCUCUCUGCCUCCUCAUAUCUUCUCCUCAGCAGAGAGAGCGUUCCACAUGAUGCUGCAGGAGAGGCGGCCGCAGUGUUUCAUCCUGAGCGGCGAGAGCGGAUCUGGGAAAAGCGAAGCUUGUAAGCACAUCGUGAGACACCUCACCGCCCGCUCCUGCUCCAAAGGCUUCAUGCUGGAGCCCCGAAUGAAGCAUGUGAAUUGCAUCCUGGAAGCCUUUGGUCACGCCAAAACUCCCAGGAACGACAACUCAAGUCGCUUCAUCAAGCUGCUGAGCGUCCAGUACUGUGAGAAGAGGAAGACCAUGCUCAGCGCUCAAGUCUGCACCUACAUGCUGGAGAAGUCCCGCCUGGUCCAUCUUCCCCCCCAGCAACACAACUUCAGGAUCUUCUACCUGAUGGCUGAAGGCCUUUCCCCUGAGGAGAAGAGCACGCUUUACCUCAACAACGUCCUGGCUCACAGGUAUCUCAGUGGAGGCGCUACAAACGAGGUCGUCCCGGUGGCUACAGCUUCAGCUCAGAGCAGAGAACAUCUGGCUGCUGUCAGGCAGUCCCUGCGAGCUCUGGGAUUCAACAAGCAGGAGGCGGAGUCUGUGUUCCUGCUGCUCUCUGCUGUCCUCCAUAUCGGAGACCUGAGCUUCACUGCACUGACAGAUGCUAACACAGCAUUCCCCUCUGACCUGCAGCUCCUGGAGAGAGUUGCUGCAUUGCUGCAAGUGUCGUCCAGCGAUUUAGGCUCCGCCCUCACCUCUGAUGUUCAGUACAUUAAAGGUAACUUGAUGACUCGACAUCACACAGUAGAGAUGUCAGAGCAGUACAGAGACCUGCUUGCUAAAACCAUCUACGGGCGACUCUUCAGCUAUCUGGUCAACUGUAUCAACGACUACCUGCACGGACACGACGACGGCCCGGGCAAUCCCUCCAUGGAAAUCGGAAUCUUAGACAUUUUUGGGUUUGAAGACUUUCAAAGGAAUGGAUUUGAGCAGCUGUGCGUGAACAUGACCAACGAGCGGCUGAGGCAGCACGUCUCCGAGGUGCUGUUCCAGCAGGAGCAGGCGGAGUGCAUUCAGGAGGGCAUUUCCAUGGAGAUGCCCCGCUCCCCCGGCAACCACCCCGCCGUCGUGGACUUCUUUCUGCAGAAGCCCCAGGGACUGCUGUGUGUGCUGGAUGAGGAGAGCCAGAGCUUACGGCCCGCCGAGCAGACCCUGUUCAAGAGGCUGUCGGCGCAGCUGGACGCCGCUCCUCAAUGCGGGCUCUCCAUCACCACCAAGGACGGGAACGGCAACCCCCCUCCAAAAGACCAGGGCCCCGCCUUCGUUGUCAGCCACUACGCGGCGCAGGUGUCAUAUGACCUGACGGGAUCGCUGGCGAAAAACAAGGACUCUCUUCCUCAGAAUCUGCUGUUUACAAUGAAGUCCAGCGAAAGCGUGUUACUGCAGCAGCUCUUCCAGUCCAAGCUGACUCACACCGGUUCUCUGGUGCCGUCAGCGCCGGGCCACUCGGACCUCCGAGGCCCUAAAGCUGCGAUGCUGCUCCACAAGAUGCCCCUCGCCUCCCUCAUCAGUACCACUGCAUCCGGCCCACAACACCCCUGGAGGUACCACGAUCUUUCAAAGAUUCUAAAGAAAAAAGGUUCGAGUUCUUUUGUGCAGCGGUUGGAGCGAUGUGGACCGAUCACGACGGCGGUGCAGCUCAGGAACUCCCUCUCAGAAGUGAUGAGUAAACUACAGUCUUGCACUCCUCAUUUUGUGGAGUGCGUGCGCCCCAAUUCCAGCGGCCAGUCAGACAACUUUGACAGCUUCCACGUGUCGACCCAGCUGCAGUACAUCGGUGUGCUGGACAUGGUGCGCAUGAUCCGUUAUGGAUACCCCGUCCGCCUGUCCUUUCCAGCCUUCCUCAGCAGAUACAGAGAUCUCGCCGUCCUGACUUUGGGAGAUAAAAAGAAGCUGUCGGCCGAGGAUAGAUGUCGAUGUGUUCUGCAGCAGUCAAAACUCCAAGGAUGGCAGAUUGGCACCAGCAAAGUGUUUCUGAGAUACUGGCAGGCAGACCAGCUCAAUGACCGCUGCUACCAGUUUCAUAAAAAGAUCAUCACCUGUCAGAAGGUGAUCCGAGGCUGGCUGGCCAGACAGCGGGUUCGGCGCAAGCUGUCACUUCACCACAAAGAGGAGUGCAGUGUGCAGCGCUUCCUGCAGGGAGCAGAAGACAUGGGCCUGCAAACGUACGACCAGCUUGUCAUCCAAAAUGCAUCUGACAUUGCACGAGAGAGCGACCGUCUGCGCAGCCAUGGCAGAAGCACGGUUAGCAUGGCUGGCAGCAGCCCACCACUCGGUGAGAGGCCGGAGCCGGUGGGCAAGGAGGAGGACCAGCCAGUCAGGAGAAUGGUUGAGAAGAGUGGAAAAAUCCACGAGGGCCACACCAACACAGGAGGUCGACUUAUUCGCCACUUCCGCUCGAGCUCUGUGCCCACCCCCCUCGCCCUGGACAACAUGGUCCAUUUCUCCGCCAGCCCACCCAUCAAACCUGCCUUGCAGCAAGUGGCCCAAAGCAGCGACGAUGGAGCAGCCAACAUUAAUCUCUCCUCUCCUCGAAAGCAGCCUCCUCCCAAACCAAAGAGGGACCCCAACACACGUCUGAGCGCGUCUUAUGAAGCAGUCAGUGCUGGGUUGACAUUGGCCGCCAAGGAGAGCUCUACCCCUGAGGGGUAUGCCUCACCAUCUGGAAGUCCUCCUAAAUCCCAGCUAUCUCCCACUGACCCAGCAGCUUCGAAGCCCCGUCCUCAUAGUGAUGACUACACAACAAUGCGGAAAGUACCGCCACCUAAACCCAAGCGCAGCCCUAACACAAAACUGUCAGGCUCAUACGAGGAGAUUAACGCCGUCGCAUCCCAACUCCACCAGCUGCGCCCCGCUGAUGUAAAGCUGGCCCUGCUUUCCCGUGGCGGAGGAUUUGGAGGCUUGAUGCAGAGAGCCGCCUCUCUGGAUGCUCCUCAAGGAGUGGGUUUAAGCCUAUACAAGAACCAUGAUGAGGAGGACAUUUAUAUAGAAAUGAUGGGAUCUCGUAGUCUUCAGGAGCCCCCUGACAGCCCAGAGCUGGCAGACUCGGAGGCCGUGUAUGAAGAGAUGAAGUAUCUUCCUGCAGAAGAAAGUGGAACAGCUGCCCUUACCAAAGCAGCCAGACUUGAGGCUUUAACUUUGGGUUUGGUGGGGCUGGGAACAUCUCCUCACAGAGCAGAGACCAAACGAACUGUAGUUGGUGGGACUUCUUUAGGGGACGUGGCUCAGAGCACAUCUAAUGGUGGAGCUUCCAAAAGUCAACCUGGCAAAGAGGGCAACUGUGAAAUUCCUGCCCCUUUCCCCAACUUGCUUCCUCACCGCCCACCUCUCCUGGUGUUUCCACCCUCUCCGGUCACUUGUUCUCCGGCCUCAGAUGAGUCCCCGCUCACCCCGUUGGAGGUCAAAAAGCUGCCAGUGUUUGAGACGAGCCUGAACUAUGCCACUGGCCCAGACAGCCCCCUGUCCCCGCAGUUCAUCCGGCAGAGAGCCGACUCGUCUCCAAGCCUCACUGUCCUAAUGCCAGAAAAGAAGUCUACACCUCCACUCACUCCUCCACCACAACCUCCUCCUCCGAGCGCCCCACCCCCUCCGUACAGACCUCCCUCCCACUUCCCCUUCCCACCUGAAGCCAGCUUCCUUGCACAGAAUCGAGCGGCAUCGAUCCCCAGCUGCUCGGAUUCCCCCAAAGCCUCCUCACAAAGGCCAUGCGUGGAGCCCCUGGGGAAGCCACCCCCCUAUUCUCCCGUGAAGGUGUCUCGACCUGAGCCGAGAAGAGCCCACUCCUGCUCCUCCUCUCCCCUUCUGUUUAACCCCGCCAAUGGGAGACCCCUAACCAGCCCCCUGGAUGAACUCAACACUCUCUUCAGCUCUGGACGCAGCCUACUGAGAAAAUCCACAUCUGGACGCAAAUCCAGAGACGGAGGUUUCAACUCUAAUAUCAAUCUGCCAGGAAGGGAAGACUGUGGCUCUGCACCCACCUCCCCAUCUUUGCUGCAGGACAAGAAUGCCAACAACCACUCUCUCCACUCCCCAAGCCCCGUCACCAUCGAAAAUGGCAAUCAGAUCUCAAACGGAUCACUGGAGGAUGAGAGUCACAGCAAGUCAAACUCCAGCUCUUCUCUGCACCGACACAUGGACAGCCACCACACUCAGCAGGUGUUCCAGAGGCUACGUCUGUCCAACGGAGAUGAGAGCGCCGCCUUGAGGGAGCUUCUGAACUGGCGGCGGGCGCAGUGUGAGGGGCGGACUGACUGGAGGCGCCGGGCGUCUCAGUCCCCACCUCUGCCCCCCACACUCCUCUGGACCAACAGGAAGGCCUCUCCGUGACCGAGGUCGUGUUCUACCCCCUCCUUUCGUCCUCAGCCAAACUUGCACUUGCUCUUAAUGUUUUUUUUGUUUGUUUUGACUUUGUUUUAUUGAAAUUUGGGCCAGUGACUUCAGCUCCUAUGGACAAUGCUGCAGCUUCAAGCCCAAAAGAAUCGGAAGAGGCUCCAACCUCUUCCUCUUUGCACUUGAUUGUGGAGGAAACCCAUCAGAAACGACAGAAACCCAAUGUGUAGUUUUGAUACGACAGUGUGGCAUUUAAUUACUUUAAAAAUCGAGCUAUAUAUCCAACUUCUGUCCGUUCACGGGGCAGAAAUGCGCCCUUACUCCACUAUCAUAUCAUGUUUACAGAUCAGCUGUUUUACUCCGUUUUUAUGUUGGUUUUUAAAUCUAAUUAAAUGCCAAAUGUGAAUGAGGUGUGUGUGAAAAAAAACAAAAAAACAGCUUCCUCCUGUAAUGUUUCGUUUGGAUCAAGUACUGUAUUAACAAAUGGAAGAUGAAGAAUCCCACCCAUGCAUUUAUUUAAUUAAUAGGUUUAUGGGAUUUUGAGUUGAAGAGCAAUACAGCUGCAUUAUGUAUGGCUGAUGAUGAAUCCUUUUCUUCUGUGUGUCAUGAUGCUCUGCUGCUCUCAAGAUGUGGUGCUGAAAAUACUCCACGUGCCGUCCUGUGAUGUCUCCACGAGUUUUAAGCGUGUGCGCAGGAUUGACCUGAUGUUUACAACCAAAGCCUUGAAAAACCUUCAGGUUCUUACGGAAUUCACACCGGACGCGAUUCAAGUUUCAAUGUUAAGUCGAUGUGUAGCUGUGAGGUCCUGCGGCACAAUUUGGGCGCGUCAUCCAAUCGGGGACUCGAUCAAAGGGUAGAAAUAAAGAUUCAAAAUGGCCGUGAGCUUUUAUCCAUCUUUUUAACCCUUUAACAUUGGUGCUCCAGUGUUUAUGUUCUUUGAUUCCAGUAGAUUUUGAAGGAGAAAAGCCUCUUUUCUACUUCAAAAUCUACUGGAAUUAUCGUGUCAACGGUUAAAACGUUACAUUACGGUAAAGAUUUUGUGUUAAAGGGUUAACUCGCUAGGGCUACAGGAGACUGUACUAGUUACUGUUGGGCAAAAGCAGGAGACACCCUAGUCACGUCGCCAGCCACUCAUAGAGUCCGUGGAGCUGACUACGGACUCUACGCUACGCUAGCUAGUCUCUUGGGCCCAAUCUGAAAUUUUCCCUUCUCCCUUCCCCUUCAGUUAGCCCUCCAAACGGAGAGUUACGAAAAAAAUAGUGUCUCAUAUUUUAGACGUCACUUUCAUUCAAUGACGUCACCAUUAAUUGCCGCUCCGCUAGCGUUAGCGCAGCGCUUCCAGCGCUCAAAUAUACAUAAAAAUAGUAGUUUUAUAACUUUAAAAAGGUCACGCUACAACAAAAAGUCAUUACUUACAUUUCCAACCCAACUACUGACCCAGCUACCGACCCAGUUACCUACCCAACUACUGACCCAGCUACCAACCCAGCUACCUACCCUGUGCAGCGGAGCUCGCUAUGCUAGCCCACAGUCGAUUGGCUGCCCGGCAGAUGGAGAGCCAGGUGCCAUCACAGCAGGCACAAUUACUCUAUAGCCCAAACUACGGCCCACGAGCCGGAUCCGGCCCUCCUCCACAUUUGGCCCGGCCUACCCGAAUACUUUUUUUUAAAGAUCCAGACCUACAUAGAAUGUGACUUUUUAUUCCACCCUUCUACAGUUUAUAUAGUUAUUGAUAAUAAGUAAGAAGUGGCUCUAUAGCUUAUAGCUUCAUGGGCUUCUGAUGUUUUCAUUUUAAUGAAGACAAUAAGACCUUUCAUAUGAACGUUGAAGUCUCCCAUAGGAAAUGCCUUACCUUCACCCCUCACAAAAUCACGCCAGAGCCUUCACCGUCACCUCCUGAUACGUCUACCGCCAUAUUGCAACCGAUUGCCGCCCAUCGACAGCGAUUAGUUCGAGUCGGUCUGAGUCACUUUUUUAGAGGAACUUCUUUGGCCAAUCAUGACUGAGCUUGAUCUGGCUUGCUCAAAGUCCACACCCCUCCCACUGGAAGCGGCUCAGGGAAACGUUCAAGAACCACAUGCUUUUACUGAGGCAUCCGAUUGGUCAGUUCAUACCUUGAAUAACUGUAUAUAAAGAAAAAAUAUGGGAUUAUAAUGAACGUGUUAAGAGCAUCAGAGCAGGAAUGACAGAAAUAAUUUGAAUCGUGUCCGGUGUGAACGCAGCAGAAGUGCUGAUGCCGACGUGGCAAAGAGGGAUCAGGGGUCAAGGUGACCUCACCAUCAUCUCAAGGUGCGUUUCCUCUGGUGUUUUUCCACCAGCCGAUGAGGAACAACAAGUCCCUGUGGCCAAUUUACAAACCGGUGCACUCAUCUUUAAGAAAACUUCAACAAACGUGUGAAGUUGAGAAAGCAGAGCAUUAGCAGUGUGUAAACAUGAAACUCUGUGCCAAAGUGACAAAACAUGAACAGAUUCAGACAUAAGAGUUGAUGCUGAAGUGUGGGACAUAAAAAGACCAAAUCGUUGACUUGACCACAAAUCAGCGGCAAGUUCUAUGGACACCCAACCAGUUAAGACGGCAGAAAGACUGUCCAAAACAGAAACCUCAUUGUCCUUUGUCAAUAGCUGGUCAGGUUUGUGUGUUUGUCGUCGUUCAGGAGAUCUCACACAGUCGGACUUGAACACUGUACAGAUCCUUCCACUGUGGUCUCUUCCUUCUUUUAACCCUCCAAGCAGACCUUCUGAUAGAUUCCCUCAUUGGUGGAGGAAACCCCUAGAGUUGGUUUCCAAUGGUAACCACAAUGUAAAUAGUGACUGAUAUGUGAAAGUCUGCAUUUAUUAUCCAAGAAAAGCACAGAAGAUUGAACAUAAAGGAAGAAUUAAGAUGAUGCUGUCUAUAACUGAAUUUUAAGAAUGUUUUGGGUUCGAUGCAAUGACUAAAGUAACAAAAAAGACGUUUAUUUUAAAAUGUGAAAAUGUUUGUUUUUAUUUAGAGUGACAUGCGUAUGGAAUUCUUGCUCUAUUUAAUAUUUUUUGUUAAUUCUCCUCUCAAUCCUGUCGUUUUGUUUCCUCUGAUGCAAGCCCGGUGUUUUCAGUGUGUUUUAUUGCACAGCGUUUAUGUGUUGUUGACCUCAGUAGUUGUGUCUCUGCAAACUGACCUGGGAAGAUUGUCGAUAUCAGUAGCCCCAACCGAUUCCUCAUUUCUCCAAAUCUUACCGAUUGAUUGAACUUUACAAAUUACAAGUUGUUGUCUGCAUGUGAAGGUGCACAAACACACGUUCAUAUCAGAGAUGCUGCAGCAUUUUUGAGGGACUUGAUGCAAGCUUUAAUUUUAUGUGCAUUGCUAAAAUCUUUUUGUAGCGUAUUAUUGAGUCAUGCUUUUGUAUCUAAAACUGCAUAAUGUGAAUAAUGUCUUCAGAAGAUAUAUAUAUAUAUAUGCACUUCAUUUUUUCAAACUACAGAACAUGUCUGAGAUUCAUGUCUUGUUUCUACGACGACAACUGCAUUGUCUGUGACUGAGAAUCAAGUUCAAGGACUUAAGCCUUUAGGUUUGGUAUCAGUACUUCCAUUGAAGCUAAAAAAAAACUACGUCCAAACUUAUCUGGCACAUCAGUUGUGUUUACCAAGCAAAUGUUGGAUUUCAAAGACUUUUUUUGCAAACAUAAAACUAUUGAUCAAAGACUAGUUAGUUAGGCUGCUUUUGGACAUUUGAUUAAAGGGUAACCAAACAUUAACUUUUUGUGACCUCUAGAAAUGGGGCUUUAAAAGUCUGUUGGUCCUUAUAAAUUAAAAUAAACCUGUUGAAUCCAUUAAAUAUAGUCAAAAACCGUCUGUGUGCUGCCCCCUAUAGGUUGACGCGAGGGAUUACAGUUGAAUUUUGUGAUUGGUCAACUGCUGUAAGUCCCAGAAGUUUGACGUCAUCAUGAUCUGCAGCUCCAGUAUAAAAGCCCCGCCCAUCUUUGAUUAUGUAACGGUGGGUCGUUAGCUUUAGCGUGUCUCGUUGGGGUUUUGCCUUCAGUUGUCAAAUCUACGGGCUUUCCAGUGGACUUGGAAGGAAGAGAGGUUGAGAGCAAUUGGGUUUGAAUUCAGAAAACUCCAUCCUGGUGAUGGAUUUGCAAUAAACAUUUCACUCGGGAUUGUUUGCGGUAAUACGUUAGCCUUUAUUAGCUAUGAUGCUAGCGGCAUUUUACCACUCUCAGACAUGGGUCCCCUUCGGACCUGCAGACCCUCAGAUGUGCUGGCAGCCCUGCUGUCAGGCAUUGAAAAGCAACGCCUUGAGUAUCUUUUAGUAAAUAUUAUUAUUUAUAUUAUUGCUGAGCCAGCGGCCCCGGUUCUGAACCGGGUAAAAAAUCCUCAACCUCCUCCGAAGGUUCUGUGCUGAACUCCAUAUUGAAGGCCCGACCCGUGUCACAUUAAGCUAAGCUAACUGUCAAUCACAGAUCCAAGCCACACCUCUGCCUCCACUAGCCCCGCCCCCUUUUUUGGGGGCAUUUUUUAAAUCUGGGCUGAGAAUGGAGUCAGCCUCCAACUGCCCUGUUUGGUUACCCUUUAAACAUUGCUCUGGUCAACCAUAGUUAGUGGUGUAACGAUUCAUUUUAGCAAUCCUACUCAUAAUUUGUGGUUGCCGAUCCGAUUCAUCGUCAAUAUUGGUUCAUUGAGAACAAUCCAGUUUGACCUAAAAAUCCAUUUUUAGCCAAAAAUUCAACCAGUGAGACUCAGAGAUAAAUACCUGGUACUGAACAGUUUUCCAGAUUUCUGGUAUUUCUGGUUUACAGAAUCCACUGAUUUACGUAGAUCAUGGCGCAAAUACUUCACUACUACUACUAAAGAGUUUCAUAUCAUUGUAAGGCUACUGUUCUACGAUUGCGUUGAUUGCGUCAACAGUUGAAGAGUUACGGUAGUUAAAAAAAAAAUCUUAAGCUAAAGCUCCGCUGUUAAAGGGUUAAGUAGCAAAUCCUUCAAAGUACACAACAGGACAAAACACAAAAACAUGUACUGGACAAUUUAGUAUAUUUCUCAUGACAAGCAGUUAUAGGUAUCAAUAAAACCUUCUCAGUAAAUGGAAAACGGGCAAUAAACUGUAAGCCUGAUUCUUUAUUUUACUUUUAUCGAUGAAUGAAAAGUAAAAAAAUAAUAAUAAUAAUUAAGUCCAAACCAAUAAAAUAAAAAAAAAUGUUUAAAAAAAAUUGAACAUAUUGUGAAAUACAUUUAAAUAUCUGCCUUACAGUUGGUUAACUUUUUCCCUUCUAAUAAAAAGUUGCAUUUUAUUGAGAUCUUGUCAGUCUUGCAUUUUGAAACAGACUUCCCAAAGGUCAUGAAACGAGGACGUACCGAUGCUUUCUACCCUGCAUGGAUCAAUAUGACGAGCCUCCACAUCAUAUUCUCAUGUUCCUAUUUAAAUAUAUAAUGUGAAGGACUGCUUCCCACCACUCUGUCAAUGACUGCUCCCCUCCUCUGUAUCCUGUCAACGCUCAUCAAGCACUUGAAGCAUCAGCAUCACCACAGACGAACCUCAGUGGAGAAACACUGUGUGUCACAGCCAUGCCGCACAGUCCCACCAAUGUCUGCAGUUUAUUUUCUCUGUCAGAAAUAACUUCUCUCUGCUCUGAGAUCAGCUUUCUGGUGCUAAAGUCGCUGUAAAAAAACUAAAAUAUCCAUUCUGUUGUCCCUGGUCUAUUUAUUUAUUAUUUUGUUCAGAAAUGCACCUGAAAAAGAGGCAUCUCACUGCCUUUCAUAGUGGAGUUUUUUUUUUUUUUUUUUUAUUGUCAUUUUUUUAUUUGAAAUGAAACUAUAUUUUAAUCUGCAUAUGUAUGUGUUUGUGCAAAGGAAAUCGAUUGUGAUAUUUCAGAAUUAAUAUGUUCCUAAUAUUUUAUAAUUCCGUAUCUGUUCAGCAAUAAAGCAAAGUUGCGCCAA